CUUCCAAAGCAACGCAACAGCAACACCAGCAGCAGCAGUUACUGAGCUUCUCUAAUUCUCCAUCAGCUUCCAAGGCAACGCAACAGCAACACCAGCAGCAGCAGUUACUGAGCUUCUCUAAUUCUCCCAAUUCAGAAUCUAUCUUGGUUGAAAAGAAUGCCACAAUGCCUUACUUUCAUCAAGCAUUAUCUGCUUACAAUACAAGUCCUGCAGGGCAAAAUACUGGGAGUUUGAGUAAUGGAGGAGCUGCCAUGCAUUGGAGUUUAGCAGGAGGCAGAGGACCUUUCACGCCAUCCCAAUGGAUGGAGCUAGAACACCAGGCCUUGAUCUACAAAUACAUCACUGCAAAUAUGCCUAUUCCAUCCAAUUUGCUCUUCCCAAUCAAGAAGGCUCUUGAUUCUGCUGGAUUUUCGACGUUCCCGAACGGACUUCUCAGGCCCAAUUCAUUGGGAUGGGGUUCUAUCCAUUUGGGAUUCUCCAACAACACUGAUCCUGAGCCGGGAAGGUGUCGUAGGACCGACGGCAAGAAAUGGCGGUGCUGGAGAGAUGCCGUUCCUGACCAAAAGUAUUGUGAGCGGCACAUGAACAGAGGCCGCCACCGUUCAAGAAAGCCUGUGGAAGGCCACACUGGCCACACCAGAACCACCACCACCACCACCACCACCUCAAAGCAGCCUUUGGCUUCUUCGUCAUCAACAUCCGUAGUGUCCAUUCCCGGUGGCGGUGGUGGCAGCAGCCUUGCUGUUGCCAACCAGCAGCUCAAGAGCUUGCAGCAGCCUGCUGCAUCUAAUUCUUCUGCAGCAACCACUCAGAUGAGCAGGAUGUUCAUGAACAAAGAGAAUGCGGGCGAUAGAAUUCAACGCACCAUGGGCCUCUCCAUGCUGUCGAAAGAAAGCCCAUUCUCGACACAGAAACAGCAAACCGGACAUGAAGAGUCCCCAAGAACAGAGUUCGGGCUUGUCCUCUCUGACUCCCUCCUAAACCCUUCACAGAAAACGUCAUACCCUGCAGAAACAAAUUCACAACACCAUUCCCUUCGCCACUUCAUCGACGACUGCCCUAAAACUCAAUCCGACUGCCAACCUGUUUCAUGGCCUAACCAACUCGACAUGCAAUCGGACAGAACCCAAUUAUCAAUUUCGAUCCCCAUAGCUUCCUCCACAAGCAAUGAGACUCUCUCACCGCUCCAUCUCUCAAGGGAACUAGAGUCCCCUGCCUCAAUGGGAUUGGGAGCAGGCAGCAGUCACGCCCUCAGUGAACAGAACAACAUCAAGCAAGCAAAUUGGAUUCCAACGGCUUGGGAGACUUCACUUGGCGGUCCUCUAGGGGAAGUUCUGCACAAUCCCAACAGCAGCAACGGUGCAGCAGAAUACAAGAACAACUCUUCAGUCCUUAAUCUGAUGACUGGGGGCAGCUGGGACAACAAUAACAAUAGCCCUUCGCCUUUAGGGUCAUCUCCGACUGGGGUUCUACAGAAGACGGCGUUUGGGUCUCUGUCGAAUAGCAGUGCAGGGAGCAGUCCAAGAGCAGAGAAAAAUAAUAGAAGCCAUGAAGGGUUUAGCCUUUGCAACGACCUCCUUGGGUCCAAUAUGUUCAACUCUUCCUCCUUGCCUGCCUUGUAGGUCAAGGAAGAAUAAAAAGAAUGAGUUUUUAUCUGUGUACUACCAAGAAAAAUAUUACUUGUGAGGUUUUCUAAUUAGUCUCUUUUUAUUUACUCGUGUACUUAAAUUUUAGUAUGUGUUCCUCUGUGGUUGUUGGCUUCCUUACUACUUCUGAAAUUAAGGCUCCUUUGGUUGAUA
This is a messenger RNA of Malus domestica (apple), 1799 nucleotides long. Its product is annotated as growth-regulating factor 6-like. The record is from RefSeq and is a predicted model, not a curated record. Lineage: Eukaryota; Viridiplantae; Streptophyta; Magnoliopsida; Rosales; Rosaceae. Gene Ontology annotation, molecular function: ATP binding. Gene Ontology annotation, biological process: DNA-templated transcription; regulation of DNA-templated transcription; developmental process. Gene Ontology annotation, cellular component: nucleus.